UCAAACGUCGUCGCCAUUUUUUAAUUUACAUAAAUUUUGUAUGUAUCCACAUACGCCUUUUCAGUUUUUACCUGAAAUAGGUUGUUUUUUUAUUGUAAACUUGGAACAAGAACAGUGAGAAGAAUUGAUACAACGAUAACGUUAACCGCAAGAUGAUGACCAGUUUUCAACAGCAAAAAUACAACCAGAUGCAACAACAGCAAACUUUACAUCCCCCCAUGCCCCCAAUGAUGUCUGCACCAAAUAUGCCAUUAAUGCCACCUCCAGGCCUAAUGCCAUCCCUGGGACCCAUGAUGGGACAACCUAUGUUACCGCCACAGCCACCAUUACCACCCAUGGUACAGCCUCCAAUGCCAAUACCACAACCUUAUCAAACACCUUAUAUGGCUCAUCAGCCUCCUCAACCUCCAUCGCCCGACAAUUUUCCAGAUAUGGAUCCUGAUAUGGACCUGGAGAAUGAUCCAUACGCUGACGAUGAUCCGCCCGCUCCAGGCACCGAAGAUCUCUUACCACCACCACCCAAAUCUCCUAGGAUUGAAUCUAUGCUACUUGAUGGUGACGGCGUCGAGUAUAUUUAUGACUUAGAUCAGACUGGCGAAGUUGUUACAGGUCCAGGUGCUAUCAACAAUUCGGUAGCUGGAAUUCUAGGAGGCGCUCUACCGAAACUAUCUUCAGACCAUGCCGAUUGGGUGGCCAAAGCUAAAAAAUACGCAAUGGAACAGAGUAUAAGGAUGGUUCUUAUGAAACAGACUAUUGCCUAUCAACAACAGAAAAACAAGACAUUCCAAAGACAUCAGGUUCUUGUUUUAAUGUGCAGGGUGUAUGUGGGUUCAAUCAGUUUCGAGCUCAAAGAGGACACCAUCCGGCAAUCGUUCCUGCCCUUCGGCCCCAUUAAAUCCAUCAAUAUGUCCUGGGAUCCGGUCACACAAAAGCACAAAGGUUUUGCUUUUGUGGAGUACGAAAUCCCAGAGGCGGCGCAAUUAGCGUUAGAACAGAUGAAUGGGGUGAUGAUCGGAGGGCGGAACAUCAAGGUAAAUGUAGUGGGACGGCCAAGCAAUAUGCCACAGGCCCAAGCCGUCAUUGACGAAAUUCAAGAAGAAGCCAAACAGUACAAUCGUAUAUAUGUCGCUUCGAUUCAUCAAGAUUUGACUGAGGAAGACAUCAAGAGUGUAUUUGAGGCAUUCGGCCCUAUCGUUUACUGUAAACUAGCCCAAGGCUCCACUGGCAACAAGCACAAAGGUUACGGCUUUAUUGAAUACGAAACUGCCCAGGCUGCCAACGAAGCGAUUGCCAGUAUGAAUUUGUUCGAUUUGGGAGGACAGUACUUAAGGGUUGGAAGAGCAAUAACACCCCCUAACGCCCUCUUAGGACCAUCAACAGGCUCGAACGCCCUACCUACAGCGGCGGCUGUAGCGGCUGCAGCUGCAACGGCAAAAAUUCAAGCCAUGGACGCUGUGGCCAGCAAUGUAGCUGCUUUAGGGCUGUCGAAAUUAACUCAGCCCCCUGCACCUUUAGUGACUCCUGCUCCAGUAGCACCGCCUACUCUAGUGACGCCUGCACCGCCUGUUGUUGCUUUGGUGCCUCCACCUGGUGUUGCGAUACCCCAAAAGUUGCCUAACAAUAUUAUACAGCCUGCAUUAGUUCAACCUGUUCUCAGCGGACCAGUCCCCACAGUAUCAAUAUCAUUACCACCUCCGCCUGUUGCACCAGUUUCAAGUAGAAGUACAGUUGCUCAUCAACAAGAAGCAAUGAAACGGGCGGCCGAGGCCCAAUUGAAACAACAAGAAGAGCUACAAAAGAAGCUUCUGGAUCAAAAUGAGCCGCAAACAUUACAACAACAAGAAAAUAUGUCUAUAAAGGGUCAAAAUGCUAGGCAUUUUGUUAUGCAAAAAUUGAUGCGUAAAGUGGAUUCACGAGUAGUGAUUCUGAGGAAUAUGGUAGGGCCUGAAGAUGUAGACGAAACGUUGCAAGAUGAAAUUCAAGAAGAAUGUAGCAAAUUUGGACAAGUUGAAAGGGUAAUAAUUUACAACGAAAAACAAAAUGAAGAAGAUGACAAUAAUGAUGUUGUUGUGAAGAUAUUUGUGGAAUUUUAUGAAACAUUUGAGGCAGAGAAGGCGAGAGACUCCCUUAACGCGAGAUAUUUCGGUGGUAGAAUGGUACAAGCUUCCUUAUAUGAUCAGACUUUAUUUGAACAUAGUGACUUUUCCGGUUGAAAAUGUGCUUGAAAGUGUUUAUUGUGAUAACGGCCUUACCUUCCAGGGUACGGCGAAUUCAACUUAAAUGUGCAGGAUGUAAAUAAUAGACAAAAGAAAAAUACUCUGAGCAAUGCUUCUAUGUACAAAGUUUUUAUACAUUUAUGUUAGGAUUGUUAAUUGAAUUAAAGAGAAAUUUGUAAAUAAAUUUAUUGGCAAUAAAUUAUGUAAUUUACAUGUACAUUUUUUAAAAGUUUUUGUUCAACACACGUUACGGC
Molecule: messenger RNA, 2470 nt
Organism: Ceutorhynchus assimilis (cabbage seed weevil)
Lineage: Eukaryota; Metazoa; Arthropoda; Insecta; Coleoptera; Curculionidae
Source: the annotation of a GenBank genome assembly